Molecule: messenger RNA, 2357 nt
Organism: Cryptotermes secundus
Lineage: Eukaryota; Metazoa; Arthropoda; Insecta; Blattodea; Kalotermitidae
Product: cytochrome P450 4C1
Exons: 12
Coding region: 451-2136 (561 amino acids)
Molecular function (GO): oxidoreductase activity, acting on paired donors, with incorporation or reduction of molecular oxygen; iron ion binding; heme binding
Source: RefSeq, a predicted model, not a curated record
UGUCCAAAAUUCGAAUUCCUCAUUUAGGCGAGUGCAUCGUUCUUUGGCCAAACAGGAUAAUCUUAGUGAAAUGGUAAUCCGAAACCAAUUCAUGCGAACUGCCUUCCUCGAACAUUGAAUAUUUAGGCUUUCCCCGUUACAGAACCCAACGACUCCUUGCUAGUCACGAGAUCCUGCCAUUACAUCCUGAAUCACAUUCAGCAAUAUUAAAUUAAUUAACCGUUUAAUGACUGCAUUUCAUAGUCAAUUAUUUAAGGACUGGCGAUUUAUCGCCCAUCAAUUUGUACUGGCGCCAAACCCCGUGAGAAUUACGACCAGAGAGUUCUUUUUUUUUUUCAGCUGAACGCUUAAGGCCAUAUUCUCUGAGGAGAGGAUGGGGUUUUCUGGUAUAAAUAGGCUUGACCUUUGUCAAGUGUCCGUACCGCACAUGUGGCAUAUGUCUGCCUGGUUAUGGGGAAUGCCUUUCCUAACUGUAGCUGCAGUUCAGCAUUUUAUACCCCGAAAAUGGGCAGUUUGAUAGAAGUGACAAUUUGGAAUGAAGACCCUCCCUCAUUGGAUUCGAAAUGUGUCCCUGAAACCAGAGCCACGUCCGUAUCAAUGGAGGUCUUGGCUGUGCUUCUGGUGACUGCUGUCACAGUUGCUGCAUUUCUCUUUGUGUUCUGUCGAGACCCGAAGAGAGCUCGCUUUGUGCACCUCAUGGAGAAGCUGCCUGGCCCCUUUGCAUACCCUGUAUUUGGUACCGUGCUGCCAUUCUUGUUUCUUUCACGGCCCCAGAGAUUCAAACUGUUGGAGCAGCGAAUCAGGACGUACCAGCCACUCUGCCGUUCAUGGCUUGGGUCCAAAGCCAUAGUUAAUGUUACACAUCCAGAACAUGCCCAGGUACUAUUAAACACCAUCAGGCAUAUGGAGAAAUCAUUCACUUACAAGUUCCUGCACCCUUGGCUGGGAACUGGGCUGCUGACAGCAUCAGGUCAGAAGUGGCACACACACAGGAAGAUCAUUACACCAACCUUCCACUACAGUAUUCUAGACAGCUUUGUAGACGUGUUCUCUGAGAAGAGCAAAAUUCUAGUGAGCAAAUUGCGGAAGGAGGUCGGAUCUGAGGGCUUCGAUGUAUAUCCAUAUAUCACUCGUUGUGCCUUGGACAUCAUUUGUGAGACUGCAAUGGGGACCCCAGUUCACGCUCAGGAAGAUCUGGAGUCCACGUAUGUCUCCGCUGUGUAUGGUCUCAGUGAGCUGACGCUGCAGCGAAUGGUGUACCCGUGGCUUCAUCCACAGUCUUUAUUCCAGCUGAGUUCACAGGGCAGGAAGUAUAAGAAAUGUGUUACAUUGCUACAUGACUUCACAAACAAGGUCAUCAAGGAAAGGAAGUCUCACCGUGCAACUAUGAGGCCUAAGGCAGCAGAAAAGAGCAUCAGUGAAGAUGAGGAACUGGGCAAGAAGAGGCGUGUCGCUUUCUUGGACAUGCUGCUAGAUGCGUCUGAAGGUGGAACAAAGUUAACAGAUGAGGAGAUAGGGGAAGAAGUUGACACAUUCAUGUUUGAGGGUCAUGAUACAACAAGUGCUGGGAUAUCCUGGACGCUGUAUUUGCUGGGCCUGCAUCCCGAUGUGCAGGAUAAGGUAUACCAGGAGCAGAAGAGCAUCUUCCAGGGGUCAGACCGUACUGUCACCACGAAGGACCUCAGCGAAAUGAAGUACCUUGAGAGGGUCAUCAAAGAGUCCCUGAGAUUGUACCCAAGCGUUCCUGGUAUUGGAAGAACAUUGAAUGAAGAUGUUCAGAUGGGUGAAUUCACAAUACCUGCCGGUUGUACAGUGCAUCUCCACAUAUACUUCCUCCAUCGGAACCCAGACCAGUUCCCCAACCCUGAGAAGUUUGACCCUGACAACUUCCUGCCAGAGAGGGUAGCAAAGAGACACCCCUAUGCCUACAUCCCCUUCAGUGCUGGUCCCAGGAACUGCAUAGGUCAGAAGUUUGCCCUGCUUGAAGAGAAGACUGUCUUGUCCUACAUACUGCGUCACUACAGACUACGUGCGCUUGAAAGCAGGGAGGACAUUAAGCCAGUAGCAGAUCUAGUAUUGAGACCAGAAAAUGGAAUAAAGUUGAAUAUAUCUCUGAGGGAUGCAGGGUUGAAGUGAGUGUUGCUAGCUAGCUUUCCUCACAGAGUCUUCGUAGUUCAUAGGAUGUUGCACAAGCCAAUCAUAAUUUGAUUUACUUGCGCAGUGCAGUGCCCAUGAUUUUGAGCUUAUGUUAUACUCUAUUCUUUCUAUGGCACAAACUGCAGGGAUGAUCUAACAUAAUGUUUGUAUUUUAAUUUGUAUAAACAGAUUGUGAUGAAUUAAAAUGAACAUAAGGCAUA